Molecule: messenger RNA, 5220 nt
Organism: Nanorana parkeri
Lineage: Eukaryota; Metazoa; Chordata; Amphibia; Anura; Dicroglossidae
Gene: COL16A1
Product: collagen type XVI alpha 1 chain
Exons: 64
Coding region: 153-4478 (1441 amino acids)
Source: RefSeq, a predicted model, not a curated record
GAAGGGAAGACUGAGAGAGAAGUUUCAGCACACGGGGAAUAUUGCUGAGCUUCAAGGGGUCUUUUUUCCUGCAACAUGGAUUCAAAAUCCUGUGUCUGAGGAGGGUCACCCUUAUAGAGCGGAAGAGUUAACUGAACUCACCAACCGCCAACAUGUGGCUUUUUUGGACAUCAGCAAUUUAUCUGAGCAGUUGCUUUUUGUACAGCAAUGGAGGAAUCCUACCUCAGACAGGUGACGUGUGCCCAACAUUACAGAGUGAAGGACUGAGCUCAGGAGGGGAUGCAAGCAUGAACAAUACCACGGGCUUCAAUUUGAUCAGGAGGUUUUCUCUUCAGAAAAUGAGUUCUGUAAAGAAGAUUCGGAACCCCAGAGGACCUGUGAUCAUGCGGUUAGGAGGGGCCAGGCUCGUCGAGCAGACAAUACAGGUGUUUCCUCUCGGGUUACCUGAAGAGUUCACACUGGUGAUGACCGUGUUACUAAAGAAGCAGACAACAGAUGAAGACUGGUACCUCUUUCAAAUAGGUGACCGCUUGGGAUACCCACAGAUAUCCUUGUCAGUCAACGGAAAAGACAGAAAUCUGGAUUUUCAAGCUAAAGGUCGUGACAAAGAUUUUGUUGGUUGCACAUUUACUGGACAUGGAGUAUAUUCCUUAUUUGACAAUGCAUGGCACAAGAUAGUGCUGAGUGUGCAAGAGGAGGUUGUGUCUAUCCACAUUGACUGUAGCUACAUAUCCAGCAAACCUAUUGAGCCCAGGGGCACCAUAUCUAAUGAAGGGUAUACUUUUAUUGGGUUGGACAUGGUGACUGGAUCUCCUGUCCACUUUGACAUCCAGAAAUUCCUUAUAUACUGUGAUCCCCAAAUGGCUAUGCAGGAGGGCUGCUGUGAGAUCCUCCCUUCAGGGUGUAGUCCGGAAGCUUCCAAGACCAGACGCAAUGUGGAGGGUGUAGAAAAUGUGCAGAACAGCAACCUGAUAGAGUGGCCUGCAAAAUCAAAGCAACAAAGCUACACUCGCUGCUUCUGCCUUGAGGAUUCAUUACACAAAACGGGUGAGAGGGUAUCUUCAGGGAUGUCGAUAGACCUGCCUCCAGAGUGUGAAUCAUGUGCGUUUCGUCUCCCAGAAGGAAAUGUCUCAGCGGGACCACCAGGCCCCAGGGGUCUUAAAGGUCUUAAAGGUGAAAGAGGGCAGUCUGGAACCUAUGGCCCCAAAGGAGAGAGAGGAGAACGAGGAGCAGAUUGCAUCCGAACCUCUUCAGAUGGACCCCUUCAAUGUGCUGAGGGUGUAAAAGGAGAGAAAGGAGCCGGAGGGGAGGUGGGUCCAAGAGGAUACGAGGGACCAUCUGGACCAGAAGGAGAGACAGGCCAAAAAGGCGAAAAGGGGGAUUUAGGAUUUAAAGGAUCUUCUGGUUCGCCUGGUCGGGAUGGCAGGCCAGGUGAAAUCUGUGUUGUGGGACCAAAGGGUCAUAAGGGAGAAACUGGAAUUGUAGGCCCUGAAGGACUGGCUGGAGAACCGGGACCUCCAGGAAAACCAGGACUCCCUGGCAUAGGAUUACCAGGCAAACCUGGUGAUCCAGGUGGUCCUCCGGGCCCCGCAGGGAAACAGGGUACACCAGGGACUUCAGGAAGAGAUGGAGCAGUGGGAAAACCGGGAAAACCAGGCAUCUCAGGGUUCAAAGGGGAAAAGGGUGAACCAUGUGAAGUGUGCCCAGCUGUGAAUGCUGAUGGCACACAGGUUAUCAGUGUGCCUGGUGUUAAAGGGGAGAAAGGGCAAGCAGGCCUUACUGGAUUCGGAGAGACAGGAAAACAAGGGGAAAAAGGUGACCAAGGAAUUAAAGGUGAACAGGGACCUGCAGGUUUUAAUGGCUUGAAGGGUGCAAAGGGAGAAGCAUGUGACUCUUGUCCAACAAUAAUGGAUGGAAAUCAAGAUGCCAUCGGCAUACCUGGAAAACCGGGACCUAAGGGGGACCAGGGUCCUGCAGGGGUUGGACAAACAGGAAAACCCGGGAAGCCAGGAAUACCUGGGGUUCAAGGGCCACUAGGACCUAAAGGAACUCAGGGGGAACCAGGGCUUCCAGGAGAAGGAAAAAGAGGAGAACAGGGGGAAAGAGGACUACCUGGCCCAACUGGAAAAACAGGACCUCCAGGACCUCAGGGACCUCCAGGAUUUAUGGGCCCCAAAGGCGAAAAGGGUAGCUUUGGACAAAAAGGAUCAACAGGAGAACCAGGAAUUCCAGGAAUGGGUGCCAUGGGACCACCAGGACGUGAUGGGACACCUGGAAAACAAGGCUAUCCAGGAACUAAUGCCAAACCAGGAGAAAGGGGGGACAAAGGUGAUAAGGGAGAGGGUGGAGUAUGUUCCUGUCCUCCUGGACCAUGGAUGGAUUCAUCGGAUGGUGAUUUCUGGCGAUAUGGAAUUCAGGGACUCCCCGGACCACCUGGACCUCCUGGUCCUCCCGGACUUCCCGGUCAUCAGGGUUUGCCUGGACACAAUGGUAUACCAGGACGACCUGGAGUGCCAGGAGAACUGGGACCCCUGGCUGCAGAAGGAAACAUUGAUAUCCUGAAGAGUAUUUGUGGGGACUGUGCCAAUGUGCAGAACAUUCCCAGCGCCAUGAAAGGAGAGAAGGGAGAGCAAGGACAGCCUGGCAUUCCCGGAGAAGAGGACUGUGAGAGGUGUCAACUGGAAAAGAGAGAAGAAGUUGGAGAUGAACCUGAUCCUGGAUGUCAAGGUGGACCAGGUAACCAAGGUUUGCCUGGCCUAAAAGGAGAAGAGGGGCCUCCAGGACCAAGAGGAUUUCCUGGCUCACCUGGACCAAUUGGGCCCUCAGGUUUUCCAGGCUCUCCUGGCUCCCCCGGAUUACCUGGCAUGCAGGGAGAACGAGGACCAUCUGGACCACAUGGAGAAAAAGGAGAAACGGGGCCUCCUGGUCAGCCUGGAUAUCCUGGUAAUCUGGGUCCCCCAGGACUACCUGGUACUAAAGGUGAACGAGGGUACAGCGGACCAAGCGGUGAAAAAGGAGAGUCGGGUCCUCCUGGUAUUCCUGGAAUUCCUGGACCUGCCGGCCCUUCUGGCCCAAGAGGAGAAAGAGGAAUGUCAGGGAGCUUUGGAGAAAAAGGUGAUCAGGGCUUUCCUGGACCACCUGGAUUUCCUGGGCCACCAGGACCCCCCGGAUUCCCAGGAAAGGCAGGACCCACAGGACCACCUGGGCCUCCAGCAGAAAAAGGUGUUGAAGGACAACGUGGCUCUCCAGGACUUCUAGGUCCUACUGGUCCUCCAGGACCUCCUGGAAUGCAGGGUCCACCUGGAAUCGAAGGACUAGAUGGAAAGGAUGGAAAGCCUGGUGCUAGGGGAGAACCGGGUCCACCAGGACUUCAUGGACUAAAAGGCAUCCCAGGAUUUAAAGGAAAAACUGGACAUACAGGAUUACCAGGAGCAAAGGGAGACUGUGGACCGGCAGGACCACAAGGAAGUAUUGGUCGGCCAGGAGCAGAGGGUGAUCCUGGUCCUAUGGGUCCACAAGGACGUCCAGGUCCUCCAGGACAUAUCGGACCUUCUGGAACACCAGGACAACCAGGCCCUUCUGGACCUCCUGGAGUUGGCUUGAAGGGAGACAGAGGCUCCCCAGGUGAACGAGGUCUUAUGGGUCUUUCAGGAGAACCAGGAGGCCCAGGACAUCCUGGACCAGUUGGUGAAACAGGAGCAGAUGGAACACCUGGGAAAGAGGGCUCUGCUGGAAAGCCUGGCAUGCCGGGAAUACCUGGAGAAAAGGGUGAAGCUGGUGCUCCUGGGUCUGCAGGACCUCAAGGAGAGAGAGGAAGACCAGGGCCGCCAGGAGGUGGCUAUGGAAAAAGUGAAUCUGUUGGAAUUGUUGGACCAAGAGGACCUUCUGGAGAGAGAGGAUCUACUGGCUCUCCUGGUCCACCAGGUACACCAGGAAUUCCCGGAACUCCUGGAACAAUGGCGGAUCCCAUAAAUUACGAUGAUAUUAGAAGGAUGAUUCGGCAAGAAGUUAUCAAGAUCUUUGAUGAGAGAAUGGCAUACUAUACCACACGCAUGCAGAUGCCAGUAGAGAUGGUUGCCUCACCUGGAAGGCCAGGUGCACCCGGCAAGGAUGGGUCUCCAGGACGUCCCGGAAAUCCAGGUGGGCCAGGUUCCCCUGGACAGAUUGGACGAGAAGGAAGACCAGGAGUACCUGGAAUGAGAGGUGAACCUGGACCAAAAGGAGAUAGAGGAAACAAUGGAGUUGGUGUCAUGGGUGAUGUGGGCCCACCUGGAUCACCAGGACCACAAGGACCACCUGGAUAUGGUAAAUUAGGGCCACCCGGUCCAAUGGGACAACAAGGCAUUCCAGGUAUACCAGGACCCUCUGGGCUAAAAGGUAACACAGGCAAAGACGGAAGAUGCAACCCCUCGGAUUGCUACAAUAUGAUGUCUGUACAAGAAUAUCAGUCAAAGAGCAUGAAAGGACCUGGUCGAUAAGCUGUCCCAUUCCACAGACUCCAUCAACUGUCCCAGUGGAUCAUCUUUAGAGAGUUUGCCCUUUCUUCGUUACAGUGACCAAAAACAUGCUUCUCGAUAUACUGAUCUCUAUAUAUUGCUCCAUAUCGAGAGGCAACAUUUUCUUGUAAAGAAUGGGAAGCAUAUGUCCAUGCACCUUGUAUACUUUAAGUUCUUCUUUGUUCAACCCAUUAGGCUUUGUAUUCCUUGGCUUUUUUAUUUUUCAUAGUUUUUCUAAUUCCUACAUUAUUUUGUAGCACUUUAGUAAACUGUAAGAUCCCUGUCUGUGACAGACCAGAAUGAUACUCCACAGCCUCAUCAAGUCAUCAAAAUAAUAUAUGAUCGGUCAGGAGUUUUAUAACAGAACUGUUUCUUUCCAGUCUUGGUCCCUAGCAUGAUAAUUUUUCACAUUUUCCAUAACUGUGAUAUGGAUUCCACUUUAUCUUGUCUAAGCUUUGAGAUGAGGACUAUUUUUUACAUUUUACUCUUCUCUUAUAUAUACAAAUCAUUUUAUACUUACAGCUAUGUCCUUUGUAUGAGAUGUCCUUCUUCCUGUAUUUCUCUGCUUUGUAUAUUGGACUUUCUCCAAACCAAAUAUCCAUAGCAUAUAUUUUACCAUACAUUUCAUUUCAGGAGUUUGUUGCAAUUUUUCUAUAAAAUUGUCUUAAUUUAUUCUGCUGACUGUGUCAGAAACAUCAAGAAUACCUUGUUAUUAUCUUUUGAA